This is a messenger RNA of Boleophthalmus pectinirostris (great blue-spotted mudskipper), 1703 nucleotides long. RefSeq names its product chemokine (C-C motif) receptor 10 (gene ccr10). The record is from RefSeq and is a predicted model, not a curated record. The transcript has 2 exons. Gene Ontology annotation, biological process: G protein-coupled receptor signaling pathway; immune response. Gene Ontology annotation, molecular function: G protein-coupled receptor activity. NCBI's taxonomy places the organism in Eukaryota, Metazoa, Chordata, Actinopteri, Gobiiformes, Gobiidae. Bases 2 to 1159 code for a protein of 385 amino acids. Gene Ontology annotation, cellular component: membrane.
GAUGGCAACGCUCAGUACCACCACAACAAUGGACGACUUUGGAGAUAAUUACACUGACUAUGAGGACUACAAUGACUCCACCACCAGCAUGUACCCGGACCUGAACUCUUUCGACUACUGUGAAGCCGGAGACCACGAACUCACGAUCAAAGUCUUCCAGAGCUGCUUCUUCUGCCUCAUCUUCUUCACGGGGAUCAUCGGAAACUGCCUCGUCAUCGCCACAUUUUCUCUGUACCGCCGUUUCCGCCUCCGAUCCAUGACAGAUGUGUUUUUGUUCCACCUGGCCCUCGCUGACCUCCUCUUGCUCCUCACUCUCCCACUGCAAGCCACUGAUACUCACCUGGGUUGGAUCUUCUCGAGUCCCCUUUGCAAACUUACCAGAGCCUGCUACGCUAUCAACACGUAUAGCGGUCUAAUGCUGCUAGCUUGCAUUAGCGUUGAUCGGUACAUGGUGGUAGCAAAGGCCCAGGAGAUGCUAAGGUUGCGACGUCAGAUCUUAACCGGUGGAAAGGUGGCUGCAGUUUGCGUUUGGCUUGUUGCAGUUCUUCUUAGCCUUCCUGAAAUUCUGUACUCUGGAGUCUCAACGUUAGGGGACGAACAUUACUGUGGUAUGAAAAUUAGCGGGACGGUAAAGAAGGCGACGAAUGGUGCGAUAAUUGCGAUUUUCGGUGUGUCCUUUUUGGUGAUGGUGACUUGUUACUCGUCAAUAGCUAAAGUUUUGUCUGAAGGUCAUAAGUUUAAUCAAAGUAAACAAUGGCCUCGUCAGCGCACCCUGAAAUUAAUGGUCAGUCUCGUGGUGGUUUUUGUCCUCUUUCAGCUGCCGUACACUGUGGUACUUUUGCACAAAAUGGCUGCCUCCUUCUGCGGGUUGCUGCUUGAAUACAUCACCUGUACUCUAGCUUACAUGCGCUGUUGUCUAAACCCGAUCCUCUACGCUCUGGUCGGGGUGCGCUUCAGAAAUGAUGUUGUGAAACUGAUCCGGGACAGUGGGUGCCCAUGUGGAGCCCAAGCCACUCUUCACACAGUUAGCUCCACCUCCAUGUCUCCUCCUCUGGCCAUCAGCUCACCUUGUUCACCCACUUCUCCAGAAAGAAGUACAAAUAGCACCACUGACUCCACUAAAUUCAAGUUCCCAAACAGCAGUGUAAGUAAGUGGUAACAUAAUUCACUUCUCAGUAAAAACAGUACUAGAGCCAGCUACCAGAGAGCUGUUAAAUGGUGACACAUUAUUAAUAUUUUGUUUUAAAUUGUUAAUUGCUAAGACUAUGGUGUAAACUUUUCAUUACUCUCAAACCCAUAAAUAAAAUCAUAUAGAAACAGUAGGCUAUUGAGUAAAAGUAAUGUGGAGAACAAAAUGUUUUUAACUGUAAAUUAUAAAAUGUAUUUUAUUUGAAUGUAAAUAAUAGUUUUUAUUCUAGUAUGUUUGUGAUGUGAUGUUAUUUGUUUGUUGGAAAAGCUGUUGCAGUGAGUUGUAUCGACCUACAUAGGCCACAGUCACAACCGCAGUCAUAAACAGUAAGACAGCACGAGUUUGUUGUUCAUAUUUUCAUCAAGAGACACAAGCAGACAUGCUGACAUUUUACCAUUUUCAGUGUUUAAUGUGGGUUCUUUUUACUCCAGACCACAACUCAACAGCCAUAAAAACAACACAUUUAUACAAGGAAGUGAGGCCUGUUCUGUCUUAUCGGGAAAUUACACCUACA